Molecule: messenger RNA, 11629 nt
Organism: Triticum aestivum (bread wheat)
Lineage: Eukaryota; Viridiplantae; Streptophyta; Magnoliopsida; Poales; Poaceae
Product: putative disease resistance protein RGA3
Exons: 8
Coding region: 6507-11153 (1548 amino acids)
Biological process (GO): defense response to other organism
Molecular function (GO): ADP binding; ATP hydrolysis activity
Source: RefSeq, a predicted model, not a curated record
GCCUUUUCACGCUGGUGUCCCGGGCUCUCGGCUCGACCUUCUCGCUCGCGAAUGGCGCCCGCGUCGUCAUCACUCUCCCCCCCCACACCGCUUGCCUCCUGCUCAGCCCAAACUUCCCUGCUCGCCACCGGUUCCGCCUCGCUUUCCAGUGCGUCGGCUAGCCGCUCUACAGGUCCUCCGCCUCGCUUUCCAGUGCGUCGGUGGCCUCGAAAUGCUGCCUGGGAGGUGUUCGACGGAAUGCUCCUGCGGGUCGGAAGCACAGCUGGCCUCGUAGCCUUGCAGCCAUCCGGUGGUUGCCCAAAUUCACUUGCAGAAUUAAACGCUGGUGGUCGUUAAAACAGCAAGGAGUUAAAAAGGGAAUGGCCCGCAAGUAAACAUGAAGGAGGCUGCUAGGUCCCGGUCGACGGGGCCAAAUUUUGGCCGGUCACCUCGCGGCCGUCCGAUUCAGCCCGUAGCAACCGAUUGGUUAGUCGUUGGAUCUUCGUAUAUCUCCUCUCACACAUCUCGCGGGGGAAAAGGAAAUCUCCGGCGUGCAUCGCUCACGCAGCACGCCAUCCCUGCAACGCCAUUCCAACGCCCCAUCGCCUUGGCCAUGGUCGUCGAGCUCCUCGCGAGGGGUGUCGCCAUGGCUGCCAGGGCACCGCCAUGGCCUUGGUUGUCAAGCCUCGCCGCCGAGGCACGGCCAUGCCGGUCCCAGCUCCCGCCGACCGCGAUCAUAGCACCGUUGUAAUCGUUUGCAGACCGCUGCCUAGGGUGUUUCAGCACCGUGACUGGUUGCAGCAUUUGUUGACAUCGGUCGUAGCAAACGGCAUUGCCGGUUGUAUCACUGGGCUCGCCCCUAGUCGCCACCAUUGCAGCUUUUGUCGAUGCUGGUUGCAGCUGUGCCCGUGGCCGGUCCCAGCUUUUUCGAUGCAAGUUGCAGCUUUGUCUCGACAUCACUAGUAGCAACCGCCAUUGCUCGUUGUAGCAUCUCGCGGUCAUGGUUCCAACUCUACUGCCGGCUUGCUCUAGCAAUUAUACACCACGGUUGCAGCAACGACGACAGCCUGUUGCAGCAUCUCGGGCCGACAGUUCCAAUAAAUCCGGCCAUUGGUUGUAGCAGGGUCAUCUGCUGGUUGCAGCUUUUCCGUCAUAUGUUGCUUCCAGUCAGCUGUCAAAUGCAACAUGGCCAGGGGUGGUGUGGUGCCAGCAUCCCAAUCUACCCGGGGCUGGCUGUUCCUAGUGCAUGCUCCGAGCUCGGGCGCCUUGGAGUUGGAUUUGCCGGCUCUAGGCCACCUCCGGUCAUGCCAAGGCGGGGUCUUGUGGGCUAGAUGGGCGGCGUCCUCACGUUAUGGCAUCGGUGAGGGAUCGUGACGUCUUCGGGAGGGACCGUUAUGCCGUUGGACGGAUCGACACUGUUGGCCAUGGGCAUGGAUGCGUGUGAGCUCGCCUAGGUCGGGGCUUGGUUGAUGGCGGCCGUUGGCAGUCACUGGAUCGUGUCCCCCUCGGUCCACUGGGACUGGCUGGGGAUGCCAGCGUGGGCGUUUCCUACGGUGGAGUGUGCUGAUGUCGGGCUAGGAGUGGAUGGAGUGCCUCUGCUCCUUCGACCUUGGUUGGUGUGCUGUGGCGGGGGCGAUUGACGGGUAUCUCGAGAAAUGGAUGCCGGGUCGGCGGCCCGGGUGGAGGUCCAUAUGGUUGGCUCUUCGGCGGGCACCAUGGGGCGGCGAUGGCUAUGCUUCUUGGUUGUGUGGGCGGCAAGGGGUGUAGCGGUUGGGGGCUUGGGCUCAUUUCCUGUCUUCGACAGUAGUGAUGUCCAGAUCCAAAACUGGAGGCUUGUGCUCGCCGCAGUGGUUCUGGGUGCCUCAUCGUGGCAUGGGUGAGCUGCCGAGCGAAAACUCCGUGCUUUGGCGCCGGCGUCGGCCAUGCUUGCAGGCGCCGCUCACCUCUUGAGGCCGUCGUUGUGGUUCGAGGUGAAGACCUCUCUCCUUCCUGGACUAAGCAACGGCGACGCUUAGCGUCGUCCUCCCUCCUCAGGGCGUUGUCGUGGAGCCUAGGUGACCUAGUGCGUGUCGUGUCGUGUUUUCAGGCCUACCUGUAUUAGUUUUUGGUAGCAUUCUCGUGUUUGUGUGUGUUGUCCGGUUAUCCUAGGAUCUGCUUUGUAAGAGGGCCUCCUCAUUCCGUUGUAUCGGCUGGCCGUGUACUGUGAUAUUUGCUUUAUAUAUAAAGCGGGGCGUGAGCCUGUUUCGAGGGAGGGUUUCACCCUCUUAGCUAUCUCACUAGAUAACCGUUACUAGUUACUUAUCUCUCACCUAUAACCGAAAAAGGCUUUCGCCCCGCUUUAUAAAUAAAGCAAACCGCCACUGAGCACACAUACAUGGACUAGUUCAAACACACGCACCCAAGUCACACAAUCAAGUACAAAGGUUAUGCUGAGGUCACAGCUCAACAAGCCCAAAAAAGACUAAAAGAAAAGAGCUGAGGCGCCAGGGGACCAAACACGCGUCUAGUCGGGAUCCGGCGGAGGCGGUGGGGAGAGACGGACGACCAUCGAGCGGAGGUCGGCGAUGAAGGCAGAGAUGGCGUCGCGGUCAUCCGGGCGGCUAAGCGGCCGCCAGAGCUGCAAGAAACCAGACAGUUUGAAGAUAGCGUCAGUAGCCCGUCGUAGAGGAGCACGCUGGAUCACGAGCUUAUUACGGAUCGUCCAGAGGGUCCAAGCGAUGACCCCAAUUUCAAGCCACCUAAUGUGGCGAGAAGCCAGGGGGGAGGCCUGGAGCUCCGUAUACAGGUUGGGGAAGUUGGCGUGGCACCAAUUUCCACCCACCACCUCGCGGAAACAGCUCCAAACGAAUUGCGCGGACACACAGGAAAAGAAGAUGUGAUUCGAGUCUUCGGGGGUGGCGCAAAGCGGGCAAAGGCCAGAGCCCGGACCAUUGCGUUUGCGAACCUCAACGCCAGACGGGAUCCGACCGCGAAUCCACUGCCACAUGAAGAUCCGGAUUUUCAGAGGUAGGCGGAUGGACCACACCGUGGCUAGGGGGGAGGAGCGGAGGAUGGGGCGAUGGCCUGGUACAACGACUUGGUGGAGAAUUGGCCCGAAGGCUCGAGCCGCCAUCUAACCUGAUCCGGGCCACCGUCCACCACAGGCUCACGGAGAGCCACGCAAUCUAGCAACUCACGCCAAGCGGAGGAUUCCGGGGGGCCAAAAGGCCUCCGGAAAGCGAGGCGCCCUAAGUCAAUAAGGGCCCUCUCAACUGAGAUCAAGGGGUCAACCGCGAUGGAGAAGAGGUCGGGGAAGCGCGCGGCAAAAGGGGGGGUCUCCGGCCCACCGAUCAAACCAGAACAUAGUUGCCGAGCCGGACCCCACCGAGAUGGAAGUCCUGAUGCGAAGGACAGGGAGAAGCUGGACGACCGAUUGCCAGAACUACGAGCCGCCAGAUCUCUGACAAAAGGCAAGGGGCUGUCCACGCAAGUACUUAUUCCGGAUGAUGUCGAGCCAGAGGCCACCAUGGCCUUGCGAGAUGCGCCAGAGCCAUCGGGACAGGAGGGCGAUAUUCAUGAGCUUGGAACACAUGAUACCGAGGCCGCCCUGUUCCCUAGGCUUGCAAAUGUCAGGCCAGCUGACCGUAUGAUAUUUCUGCUUAUUGUGGUCGCCGGCCCAAUAGAAGCGGGACUGGAUUUUGGUGAUCUCAUGGUGCAGAGUCUCAUGGAGGCUGUAGAAGCUCAUGAGGAACAGGAGGAGGCUGGAGAGGGAUGAGUUAAUGAGAAUGGUCCGAGCCGCCUUAGACAGCCAUCUACCCUGCCAAGGUUCGAUGCGUGUCUGAAGCUUGGUCACGGUCAGGCGUAGAUCUGCGAGGUGAGCCGAGAGUCGCUAAUAGGCCUUCCCAAGUAGGUCGUGGGGAAUGAACCAAGGCGGCAGUUGAGCCGGUUAGCGAUGGCAAGGGACUCGGCCUCAGAGUAUCCCAUCACCAUCACAUCACUCUUGUCGAAGUUUAUCUUAAGGCCAGACAUUUGUUGGAAGCAGAGAAGAAGGAACUUAAGAUUGGGGAUGUCCAACUCAAAGCCUUCGAUCAUGAUGAUGGUGUCAUCGGCGUACUGGAGGAGGGAAAUCCCAGAGCCGCCAGCCAGGUGGUGUGUGAUCCCGCGAAUGUGGUCAGCAGCCUUCGCUUUGUCCAGGAUGGCGGCAAGCGCGUCCACCACCAUAUUGAACGGGAAAGGGGAGAAGGGAUCGCCUUGUCUAACCCCACAGUGUGGGGAAGUAGGGGCCAAUCUCCCCAUUAAUGUUCACGGCAGUGCGACCGCAAGAGACCAUCUGCAUAACCCUGGUAAUCCAGCGGUCGUCAAAGCCCUUUCGGAGCAAAACUUCCCGAAGGAAGGGCCAACUAACAGUGUCAUAGGCCUUAUGGAAAUCAAUCUUCAAGAAAACCACCUUGAGGUGUUUAGAUCGGACCUCAUGGAGUACUUCAUGAAGAACUAGCACCCCAUCCAGGAUAUACCGCCCCUGAAUGAAGGCGGACUGGUUGGGGUGGGUAAUGUGGUCAGCGAGGAGGGUCACCCUAUUGGCGUACCCUUUAGCCAGAAUCCGGAAGAUCACGUUGAUGACCGUGAUUGGACGAAACUGGCGGAUGUCAGAGGCACCCGGAACCUUCGGGAUGAGCGAAAUGAUUCCAUAGUUGAGGCGCCCGAGGUCAAUGGACCCAACAUAGAACUCCUUGAAGAUGGCCAUGAUCUCAAGUUUAAUCACAUUCCAGAAGGCCUGGAAGAAUUUCACCGGAAGGCCGUCGGGACCCGGAGCGGAGGUGGGGUUCAUGCCUCGAAUGGCAGCCCAAACCUCGCCCUCGGAGAAAGGGGCCGUGAGGGCCGCAUUCUCCUUCAUCCGAAACCAGCUGGGCGUCGGUCCAGCAAUCAGGAGCCAGGGAGAGGCCGCUCCUAGGAGCAGCAGAGAACAGGGAUCUAUAGAAGCCGUCGACAUGGCUACGAAUGUCACGGGGGUCCUGCAGGAGGGAGACACCAUCCCAGAGGAGGGGGAUGGUGUUGCGCCUACGCCGGCCGUUCGCGAUGGCCGAAAGUAGGCCGUGUUCGCGUCGCCUUUCAAGACCCAUUUUUGGGCCCCGCGGAGGCGCCAAUACGCCUCCUCAUCAGAGUAGAUGACGGAGAGCUGGUCUUCUAAGUCGUAGUGAGAGAGCCACUCAUCCGGAGAGAGGCCGCUGGAAUCAGCACGAAGAUCUAGGGCUUGGAUGGCGGCCAACAAGGCCUUCUUACGCUCGCGGAGGUCACGCCCCAAGUUAGCGCCCCAUCCCUUCAUGAACUGUCGGCCACGCUUGGCACAAAAAUGCCAACAAUCAAUGGCCGAGGGGGGACGAGGGUGGGGGUGACCACGGGCUUCCACCCAGCGGGUGCCAACAGCCUCCACAAAACCGAUUUGGGACAGCCAAAAUGUCUCAAAGCGGAAUCGAUGGGGAAUCGGCGAAGGAGAGGAGGAGGGGCACGUGGUCGGAGCCGAUCCUGGUGAUGGCACGAAGGGAGGCAAGAUGGCAACGGAGGUCCCAUUUCGGGGAAACUAGAACCUUGUCCAGCACGGACUGGGUUGGGGAGGCCUGACGAUUGGUCCAGGUAAACCUGGCACCAAUUCUAUCAAUCUCGCGGAGGCCGAGAUCGGCAAUGAAAUCAUUAAACAUUUGCAUCCAUGCAAAGUUAACGUUCGCGUUGCUCUUGUCCUCCGCGAAACGGAGGAGAUUGAAAUCGCCUCCAACGACCACCGGAAGAGAAGCUGCCUAAAUUUUCCGGUGGAUCUCCUUGAGGAAGGAAGCAGACCUACUAUGGUCGGCCGGUCCGUAGACAAUGAUGACCUCCCACUUAAAAUUAAGCGACCGUUCGAAGAGUUCCAUGCUCAGAAAGAAUUGCCCCCGGAGAAGCGGCCGAAAUUUUCCGGUGGAUCUCCUCGAGGAAGGAAGCAGACCUACUAUGGUCGGCCGGUCCGUAGACAAUGAUGACCUCUCACCUAUAAAUACUCUUUCUGUACUAGAUGGAGAAACUAUUAAUGCACUGGAUAAAAAAAGUUGUAGGUUGAUUAGCACAGUGACAUACCCUUUAGAAAAAAAUCCAGAUGAAUGUUUUAUAGCAAAAUAAAAAAUAAAGAAAAGAAACAAGAGUAGACGAUGCGAUGCCUAUGAAACAAGUGUGGGUUUGGUGCUUGUGCUUGCCGUUGCUUUAGAAUUUGUGAUGCCUUGGUGUCCAGAAAGGAAAAGAAUAAGAAUCAAAUAAAGGAAAACUCCACCGGCAGCUUAUAAAGAAUCAAAUGAAGGAAAGGAACACUCCACCAACAGCUAACGAUUGAUCCCUGCCUCUCUUCCCACGACCUCUUCCCUGCGCGCGCCUACAUAUACCCUCUCCACGCAACCAGCGCCGGCAAAAACAGUAUUGAGAGAGCCACGCCGGAUUCGCAUUCUCGAUCAUUGUCUUCCGUCGCAGCUUGAUCAUCGUCUUCGCUGCAGGGAGCCACACACCGGAUUCACAUUCCUGGCGUUGCGAUGGACUUCGCCGUGGACGCUGCGCUCUGGGUGUUGGGCAAGGCUCUGGCCCCGGUCACGGACGGCCUGCUGGAGCCAUGGGCGGCCAGCGCCGGGCUUGGCCACAACAUCGACGCCCUCAAGAUGGAGCUCCUCUACGCUCAGGGGAUGCUCGACAACACGCAGGGCAGGGAAUUUCGAAGCCCCGCGCUCAAGGAGCUUCUACACAAGCUCCGGGAGCUCGCGUACAGGGCUGACGACGUGCUUGACGAGCUUGACUACUUCCGCAUCCAGGACGCGCUCGAAGGCACUUACCACGCCACCGCCGACUUGGAUGCACAGGGCUGCAUUGAUGGCCUCGUCCUCAAUGCUCGGCACACUGCCAGGGCCACCGCUCAUAAGCUCAGGCUCUCACCAUGUUCGCCUGGUGCUAGUGCUAGCCGUGGCGAUCCCGGCGACGAAGCAGAAGGUGGGGGGAAACAAGGAUGCCUGUUUAGCAUCCGCACUCGUGGCAGGCAUCAAAUCAGCUCCCCACCAGCGUCACCCACCAACAAUGGUGGAUGCAUUUCCAAGGUUAUUUCUCGUGCUCGCAGCUCUGCCCACAUUAUCGGUAAGAAUCUCACAUGCUACUCUUUCCCGUCCGUCGACCACGAUGACGAUACCAUGUUGGAACGACGGUUCCUUUGUGGCGCCUGGCAGUCCAAGGCAGUACAGAGAAAUCAUGUAGUGCAAACUCCAAAAAAGGAAUUUGAUAGGGUGGGGAUGUCCCAUAAGAUGAUAGAAAUAGUGGAGCAGCUGAAAGCCCUAUGUGGAAAGGUCUCCACCAUCCUCAGUCUAGAGCUAUUGGGUUCUAGUCGUACCUCUAACCAAGACAGUACUAUGAACAGACCCAAAACCACCCCAAAUAUUGUAGAGUCUGAGUUAUAUGGGAGGGAUGGCCAGAAAAAGAGCAUCGUGGAUGAUAUUACACAUGGUAAGUAUUGUACAGAUGAACUUACUGUGGUUCCACUUGUUGGUCCGGGUGGUAUUGGGAAGACAACACUCACACAACACAUAUUUAGAGAACUCGAGAGUUCUUUCCAAGUUUCAGUUUGGAUAUGUGUCUCUCUCGAUUUUAAUGCAGAUAGGUUGAUACAAGAGAUUGUGAACAAGCUCCCUAAAGUGAACGGUGAAAAGGAUAAUGCUAGCAACCAAGAGUUAAUUGAACAAAGAUUAAAAUCUAAGCGGUUGUUGCUUGUUUUAGAUGAUGUGUGGACAUAUCAUGAGGAUGAGUGGAAAAAACUAUUAGCUCCAUUGAAACAUAAUGAUGGAGAAAAGGGUAAUGUGGUUAUAGUCACUACACGAAUUCCAAAGGUAGCAAGUAUGGUCACCACAACUAAUUCUUCAAUCAACGUGGAACGUUUAAGUCAUGAGGAUACUAUGUCUUUCUUCGAAGUAUGUGUAUUUGGUGACCAACGACCAUGGGAAGACCAUCCUGAAUUACGUGAUGUUGGGAAUAGAAUAGUAACAAAAUUGAAGGGUUUCCCUCUUGCAGCAAAAACAGUUGGUAGGUUACUAAGAAACCAGCUUACCUUGGACCACUGGACAAGAGUUGCAGAAAGUAGAGAAUGGGAAUUACAGACCAACGACAUUGACAUUAUGCCUGCCCUAAAGCUUAGCUAUGAUUAUCUCCCUUUUCAUCUACAACAAUGUUUUUCCUAUUGUGCAUUGUUUCCAGAAGAUUAUGAAUUUGGUAGCAAAGAGUUGACUCACUUCUGGAUAGGACUAGGCAUUAUAAGGUCACAUGAUAAGGCCAAAAGAACAGAAGGUGUUGCACUGUGCUAUUUAGAUGACUUGGUAAAUCAUGGAUUCUUUAGAAAGAAUGAGAAAGAAAAUGGUCCUCGUUAUGUUAUUCAUGACCUACUGCAUGACUUGGCAGUGAAGGUUUCAUCAUAUGAAUGCCUUUGCAUAUAUAGUUCUAAUGUGAGGUCCAUACAAAUUCCUGCAUCUGUACGUCACUUGUCCAUUAUUGUAGAAAAUACCGAUGUCAAAGAUAUAAUCACUUUUAAAGAAUACAACAGGGGGGCGAGUGCACUAGGUAAAAGAUUGAAAGUUCAGAACUUACGCACUUUAGUGUUGUUUGGUGAAUACCAUGGAAACUUUGCCAAAACUUUUAGGGGUUUAUUUAGGGAAGCUAGAGCCUUGCGCACUAUUUUUCUGUCUGGUGCAUCAUAUUCUGUGGACGCUGUGUUGCUGGACUUUUCAGAACUUGUCCAUCUUCGCUACCUAAGGAUCAAAUCAGUUCGUAAUAAGGACAUGUGCUUACCUAGUGCAUUGUUUAGAUCCUAUCACUUAGAGGUAAUUGAUCUAGAAAGUUGGGGCGGCAGCUUUGGUUCAACAAGUCAAAUGAGCAGCCUUGUAAAAUUGCGUCAUUUUGGUGUGCCGGAAGAUAGUCUUAAACUUCACUCUAGCAUAUGCGAGGUUGAGAAACUUAAAUUCCUAGAGGAACUGAGGAGAUUUGAAGUGGGAAAAGAAACCAAGGGUUUUGAACUAAGUCAACUAGGAGAACUGACAGAGCUUGGAGGAUCACUUGGCAUUUAUAAUCUCGAAAAGGUGCAGAAAAAAGACGAGGCAAAUGAACUAAAACUGAUACACAAAAACCACUUGCACAAGUUAAUACUAGAAUGGUGUAUUGAUGGACCUAACAAGAAUGCAGAACAAGAAGAACAUGUCAUUGAAAGUCUCGUACCACACAGUAAUCUGCAAGACCUAUGCAUUAGAGGACAUGGAGGUGCUAAUUGCCCAUCAUGGUUGGGCAGGUACCUCUCAGUUGAAAAUUUAGAAUCUCUUUCCCUAUGUGACGUAUCUUGGAGCACACUUCCCCCUCUAGGGAAGUUGGGGUUCGUUGCUGGUGAAGAGUGGCAGAGUCAUGUCUCAAGCCAAAGUUUCCAUAUUUUGAAAAGGCUGGAAAUAGUUAACAUACCAAAACUACAAAAAUGGGCUGGAAACGAACCUUGUCAUUUGUUCUCUGUUCUAGAGGUGGUCAUCUUUAUAGAUUGCCCUGAACUCGUGGAAUUGCCAUUUUCACACCCUAGUAGCUAUCAAGCAAAGCACGACGAGAAUAUGUCUUGGUUUCCUAAACUACGGGAGCUCAAGAUUAUACGCUGCCCCAAAUUGGCGUCAUUGCCUCCAAUUCCUUGGACCAAAGCUCCAUGCUCAGUUGAGAUAGAACAAACAGGACCAGUAUUUGGGAAGCUAGUGUACUCGAAGAACUACAAAUCGGAAUUGAGUUUGAAAGUUGAGGGAAAAGACUGUCAGCAUGGUGCGUUGUGGAAUGGGCUGGCAUUCCAUAAUCUAGCUGAUCUGAAAGACCUGAAGGUGACGAAGUGCCCUCCCCUGCCACUGAUUCAUCUCCAGAAGCUAAAAUCUCUCAAGUCCCUGUGGAUAACCGGUAUGAGCAACUCAUUGCUGCUGUUUGAAGGUGAAGGCUAUAAUACUGAAUGCCCGCUUCCAGUUGAACAUAUACGGAUCGAGGACUGUGGUACUGAUGGAAAGGAACUGACACUACUGUUGUCUUAUUUCCCGAAGCUCACUGUGUUAGUAAUGAGAAGUUGUGAGAAGAUAACAGAGCUUGGUGUGGCGGUGCUUCAGACGGAGAUGACGACACCAUCAUCUUCAGGUAAUGAAGUUGAAAUUGAGCAUGCACAAGAUGGGCACCAUCAGACAAGAGGAGAGGAGGUAGAAGAUGCAGCAGCAGGAGGAGGUCUGCUGCUCCUACCUCGCCAACUACAGGAGUUGAACAUCGAUGCAUGCAAAGAGCUGCGGUUACUCUCUGCUUCACUUGGCAAGGACAGCACACACGGAGGAGGGCUCCAGAGUCUCUGCUCCCUCCAAUGGUUGGGCAUAUCUGGUUGCCCCAGGUUCCUCUCGUCCUAUUCGUCCUGCGCCUCAUCUUGUUUCCCCUUCCCGACCUCCCUGCAACAACUCAUGGUGUGGCGCGUGGAGGGCAUGGAGACGCUGGCUCCCCUCUCAAAUCUCAUCUCUCUCACCAGUUUAUACAUGCCUGAUUGUGGGGAUCUAAGAGGCGAGGGCUUCUGGCCUCUCAUCGCCCAGGGCCACCUCACACGAUUAAACAUCUGUGGAACCCCAAAAUUCUUCACUGGUUCAGAGCCCUCAUGGCCGCAUGACCAAGAGAUUCCUUCCUCUUCAUCCAAACUCGAAAAUCUGUCGACAGAUGACUGGGCGGGAGUCCUUACUGUGCCCAUCUGCAGACUCCUCUCUUCCGCCCUCACUGAGUUAAACUUUUGUUACAACGAAGAGGUGGAGCGCUUAACAGAGGAGCAAGAGGAGGCCCUUUACCUCCUCAAUAGCCUCCAGAAACUUGUGUUUUCUCACUGCAGGAAGCUGCAGCACCUCCCUAUGGGGCUAACCAAGCUUGCCAGCCUCAAGAUAUUACAGAUCCGGUGGUGUCCAGCCAUUCAGUUGCUGCCCAAGCACGGACUGCCAAGUUCUCUACAAGAAUUAUAUAUCAGAAACUGUCCGGCCAUCAAAUCUCUGCCCAAGGACGGCCUGCCAAGUUCACUACGAAAAUUACAAGUAUUUGAUGGCAUCAGCGAGGAGCUUAAAAGGCAGUGCCGCAAGUUAAAAGGAACCAUUCCAAUCAUCAUAGACUAUGCCAUCUACUACUAAUCCAAGGGUUCUUCUCGGAUUUGUACAUUCUUCUAGCCUAGUCUUAUAGAUCCAGUUCUCUUUCUAUCCAAGCACAGUUCAUGAAGUUGCUGCCCUUGAAAGCAUGAAGGUUUCAAAUUAUUAUAGCACCCGUCCAUUAUUAUACUGGUUAUGGCCUCUGCUAUGGAGCUCUAAAAAUUGUUCUACCUUUGAAGAACCUUUGCACAAUUUUGGACGCCAAGACCUUGUGUGGCAUCGCCUACAUAACUAUGGGAUCAGUCUUGGAGUUGUACAUUCUUAUAGCCUUGGAGAGCUCUCUCCUUCUACGAAAAAAGCUAAAAAACAGAAAAAGAAAAAAAGAGAAAAGAGAAAAAAAGAAAAAGAAAAAAGAAAAAAGAGAAAAAGAGAAAAGGGAAAAAAUAAAAGGAAAAAAGGAAAAAGAAAAAAAAGAAAAAAGGAAAAGAAAGGAAAUGCUUUAAAAAAAGAGAGUAAAGCUU